Molecule: messenger RNA, 1335 nt
Organism: Malassezia restricta
Lineage: Eukaryota; Fungi; Basidiomycota; Malasseziomycetes; Malasseziales; Malasseziaceae
Product: cardiolipin-specific phospholipase
Exons: 1
Coding region: 1-1335 (444 amino acids)
Biological process (GO): cardiolipin acyl-chain remodeling
Cellular component (GO): mitochondrial inner membrane
Molecular function (GO): A2-type glycerophospholipase activity
Source: RefSeq, a predicted model, not a curated record
AUGGAGGCGCCGCCCGAUGAGCUCGUCCCGCCUCUGCCAACGAGCAUCAAGCCUAUUCCCACAACGUUUAUAUCUUCAUUGUCGGCAUGGUGGGGCUUAUCGCGGCGUCAAACGGCUGAGGCAGAACUCCAUUUGUACAAGGCCUCAGGUCUGUUUCAAGGUGCUGUUUUGGGGAAUGCCGCGCACGUUACCGAUGAUGGUCCUGAUGGGAUUGCACAGGCCUUUUACAUACACCCUCAACAGGAGAACAGGGGACCCAUACCAAGGAGCAAUGCCUUUUCCACGGUCGCGAAGCAGCUAGCCACGUCCGAGGCCGUGAAGGGCAAAGUGGGAUGCAUUCGCAACAUCCAUUUGCACGGCACAAAGACAGGCACUUGGAUAUGGCCUCGCUAUGCAUCGCGUUAUAUUCAUAUGCUAGAGAUCGGAACACCAAUCCGCAAAAUCGAGCGGCCUAAGGACGAGAUGCAGAUUGUCGUAGUGCACGGCUACGGCGCAGGCGGUGCUUACUUUUUUCGCAACAUUCGCGCGUUAGCCAGUAUACCAAACUCGCGGCUAUAUUGUCUCGACUGGCUCGGUAUGGGUUGUUCUUCUCGCUCGCCGUACAGGAUGCGAGGCACUGCUCCACGGACGCAAGAGCGCGUGGAAGCCAGUGAAACGUUUUUUCUCGAGGCACUCGAAGAGUGGCGCGACAAGAUGCAAAUUGAGAAGAUGGUCCUGGUAGGCCAUAGUCUCGGUGGCUAUCUUUCCACAGCCUAUGCGCUCAAGCACCCCGAACGUGUAUCUAAACUCGUGCUCGUAUCGCCGGCCGGCUUCCCUGAUGGGACUGCGAAAGAGAUCGUAGGCAACGAUCCGCGCGUACGCAGAUUCGGUCCGCGUACAUUGCGUUUCAUGGGCUGGCUCUGGGAUCGAAAUGUCAGUCCAUUUGGUAUUCUGCGCGCAUCCACCGUGUUUGGGCCGAUGAUCAUGGGCAUGUACACGCGACGGCGCUUCCAGACGUUGACACCGGAAGAGCUACAGACUCUACACGCUUAUUGUCAUGGUAUUUUCACUGCCAAGUCAAGCAGUGAGCAAUGCCUGUGUGAUAUCCUUGCGCCUGGCGCAUUUGCGCGCUACCCUCUCGUCCAUCGAGUGGCACCGCUCAGAAUGCCUAUGGUGUUCCUGUAUGGUGAACAUGAUUGGAUGGAUAGAGCAGGCGCAGACCAAGCACAAGCGAUCCUACAUGAGGCCGGGAAUCACAACGUACAGGUGCAUACGGUCAGCCGUGCCGGGCACCACUUGUACCUCGACAACCCCGCUGAAUUUGGGGCCCUCGUCCAAGAAGUGUUGGCCUCGUAG